CAGACAAACAGGCAUUGUAAUCGAUCACCGAUAGUCACCCGGGUUAGCCGAGGCAGCAGCCGCACAGCAACCGUGACAGGAGGCCAGCUCGCCAAAUAGCUGAGGCUUGGAGUAACUUCAUAACCCCUGAAUCUUAUGGCUGAGACGGACGAUAUCUUUCUCAGGGCUAAACAUCGGACAUUCAGUGGACUCAGUAAAGAUAUCGAGCAUGAGUGGACGGGACCAUUCUACUUCAUCCAGGCUGCAGAUCCCCAGCUGGGCCUGAUGAAGGCAUGGCGAGAGGGUGACUGCGACGGUGGUGGAGAUGAAUGGGCAGAGGAAGUUGGACUUACCAAACAAGUGGUGGAAGCCAUGAACCAGUUGCGUCCUCGCCCGAAAUUUAUGGUGCUGUGUGGCGACCUGGUCCAUGCCAUGCCAGGCACCCCUUUCAGAAAUGAUCAGGAGCGAGACCUAAAGAUGGCACUGAAGGGGACAGAUCCUUCUAUCCCACUAGUGUUCGUCAGUGGCAAUCAUGACCUAGGAAACACCCCCACGCCGACGACAGUGGAGCAGUACUGCACUGCAUGGGGGGAUGACUAUUUCAGCUUCUGGGUGGGUGGAGUCCUUUUCCUGGUUCUGAACUCACAGUUGUUCUAUGAUGCUUCGGCCUGCCCUCAGUUGAAGGAGGCUCAGGAAACAUGGCUGGAUGAGCAGCUGAGCAAAGUCUCCUCUUCCUCUGCACCAAAACACAUCCUGGUAUUCCAGCACAUUCCACUGUACAUAAAGAAGCCUGAUGAGGAAGAUGACUACUUUAACCUGCAGAGGGAAGUCAGACAAAACCUGAUGGACCGAUUUAAGCGAGCUGGGGUGAAGGCGGUCUUCUCCGGCCACUAUCACCGGAAUGCAGGCGGUUGCCACGGCGGCCUCGACAUGGUCGUGAGUUCGGCCAUCGGCUGCCAAUUGGGCGAGGACACCCACGGCGUCAGGGUGGUGGUUGUGACAGCCGACCGGGUGGUCCACCGGUACCACAGCCUGGAGCGCAUGCGAACGGGAGGGAUGGACGAGGACCUCAGGAAGCUCCUGCAGGCUUGAUGGUCUGCCAAGUCUUUUCAUUAUUAUUCUUAACUAAAUGUUAUAACAAAAAUCUUUUAUGGCCCCUAGUGUUACUGUAUCAACAUAUUUUCAUUUUAUUGCACUUGGGUCAAUUUCCGAUUUGCUUCGAUUUAGAAUCAAAUUUUCUAAUAAUCCAUUCUAUCAUAAAACCUUUAUUAACUUAACGAUUUUAAUUUACCUUUAAAGGAGACAUGCAUUUUUUUCACAAUUUCUAACAGUUCCUAGGUGUCUUGACACCAUGUCCGUAACAUGCUUUUAUGAAAAUACCCAAAGCAUCAAGAAUUAGCGUUCUUGUCUUUCUGCAAUCAAUGUGCUUGCAUGGAGGCAGUUGAUACACCAUACUGUGCAUUGACACAACUUCAAAUUUUAUAUAUAUAUAUAUAUAUAUAUAUAUAUAUAUAUAUAUAUAUAUAUAUAUUUCCAUUAUAUAUAUAUAUACAUAUUUAUAGCCAACACUAAUCUUGUAUUAACACUGCAACUCUUCUUAUCUUUUGGCUUUUAUACAAUGCUUCAGUGUUUUUACUGUAAAACUGACACAUUUAACAAGAAAAUUGAACGUUGUAUAUUUUAACACAAAAAUGGGCAACCAAACCAUAUAAUUUUGUCUGUCUUGAUAGUCCGGUACCUUAUUGCUGACAUAUAAUACGAUACACCAUAGACAGGCUAACGGAAAUUAGCAUAGAUGUUGCAGUAAUUACAAACCUUCAAACAACUGCUACCCAAAGACACGGAGCAGCAAUACAUACAAACAGAGCAUAUAACAAUACUCACAGGCAUAUAACCUCUCUGCUCUGUCGAAAUGAUCGCAAUCAAUGGAUCUUACAUAGUUGGCGACCUUCUCUGAAAUCCAAGAUCCAAACCACAUUGAUAUGCUGAAGUCUCAACGUUUUAGCACUGAGGUUUAAUACAACUUUUAAGGCCUGUUUUUCCUGUUUAGCCUCCAGAUUGUUCAGCUGUAGGGGUGUUUUGAGGCUACACUGUACUGUGAAUUCUCCUUUUGAGGAAUCACAGACGGCAAACUGUGCCGAAUUGAAGCAAAAGUCCUGUGUUGUCGUAAGUCAUACUAUGCCAACGAAAUAUUGGUGCUUUUUAUGUCAUGACAUUGUACAGUGUUAUGGCAAUGUGAAGUGCAGCUACAAAUACACAGUUUUGCAACACUUGAAGCGAAGCUGUUGAUGUCUGGCAAAACUGAGAGCACUAUAUUUUUAAUGGAAAAAGCGAUUAGAACUCGCAUGUUAAUAUUAUCAAAUGUUAUUGAUCAGAACUACGAAAAAAAGGAAACUGAUUAAUCUAUGCAAUUAUACCCCCUAGGGGCUAUGAGCAGCAUUGCGAUGACAUUAGCGCAAACUGAUUGGAUGAUGAUAAAUCGUUGUCAUUGUUGUUUUUGUUUUUUGUUUUUAUUCAUGUUUAUGAGAAUUUAACAUACUACACAUGGUUCAGAUGUCUAGCAUAAAGCAGGAAUUAUUUGGUCAUUUUCAACAUCCUAAUUUUGAAUUUUAUCUAUUGCACAAGAUAAGCUUUUUUUAUAUAUCAAAUCAGUAUUAAGGUCUUAUAAUAGUUUAUUUGUGUACACAGAUAUAAACUAAUCUUCAUGUCUUGUUCCCACAACAUUCUGAGCAAAUAAUCCCUCCUGAGUUAAUUUGUUCUGUGGUGAGGAUUACAAUCUCUUUUCUUAUAUUUCAGAGCUUGAUAAUGAAUACAGAGUCGUAUCUGGUGUGUUUUUAUCCCUAUGAUCGGAUUUUCUGUGUGAUUCUUGCAACAUCUCUCCACUUAAUUUGAAGCGUCUUCACAGCACAAUAAUAAGUGAACUCAUGUUAUAAAAGCCUUAUUAAAAGAGCUGAUUUCAACACUUUGGUAGUUAUGUGUAAAUUCAUGGGAUUCGAAGCGGAGCAAAGUUGCAGCCAUCUUGCUGUGUUGCAGUCCAUCUAUAUGAAUGUAGUGAAACAACUGCUUUCUUUGUGAGUCCCAAAUGUUUCAAUUCAAUUACGCACACCGAGACUCGCACAAUCACACAGAGGUGCUGAGAUAGAGUUGUCAUGACAACCUUUUAGCAACACAUCUGUGUGUCUCGGAGAAACUGCCAGAAAGAGUGUACAUUCGUUUGUGUGCGUUUGUGUCCAUCCGCUGUCUGCUUGGUUUUACAGGUGAUUUUUCCAUCAGCAUCACUAUCACUGACCUCAUUUCACACUGACAGGUUCUGUCUCGUCCCUACCAAAAAUGUCAACAGGUGAUGGGAGGGUGAAGGGGAGAAAAACUGGCUAAUGAGCAUGAUGUGUGGAAGACAAUCUCCUUCAUUUCCUGCCUGAGAAAGAACCUUACAUGACUUGUUUUUUUUAGUUUUCCUCAUCGCCAAACUGAAAUCACAUUAAUAGCUUCACCCUGUGUCGUAGAUGUCACACAUUCGAAACGUCUUAUUGUAAUGAACGGCCAUAUAACGCCUAUGACAUGAUUGGUGGUAUUUUUUAUAAUAAAUGUUGAUUUUAAUGUGA
Phyllopteryx taeniolatus (common seadragon) is the source of this 3581-nucleotide messenger RNA. RefSeq names its product calcineurin-like phosphoesterase domain containing 1 (gene cpped1). The record is from RefSeq and is a predicted model, not a curated record. NCBI's taxonomy places the organism in Eukaryota, Metazoa, Chordata, Actinopteri, Syngnathiformes, Syngnathidae. The transcript is spliced from 6 exons. Gene Ontology annotation, molecular function: hydrolase activity. The coding region runs from base 136 to 1071 and encodes 311 amino acids.